Messenger RNA from Acyrthosiphon pisum (pea aphid), 1755 nucleotides. RefSeq names its product pyridoxal kinase (gene Pdxk). Gene Ontology annotation, biological process: pyridoxal 5'-phosphate salvage. The record is from RefSeq and is a predicted model, not a curated record. NCBI's taxonomy places the organism in Eukaryota, Metazoa, Arthropoda, Insecta, Hemiptera, Aphididae. The transcript is spliced from 9 exons. Gene Ontology annotation, cellular component: cytosol. Gene Ontology annotation, molecular function: pyridoxal kinase activity. Bases 401 to 1300 code for a protein of 299 amino acids.
UCCAUUUCCCACAACUACCGCUGGUGCCUACCGGGUGUUUUCUUUUUUCUUGUUAGUUAUUACUUGUUAGUGUUCAGUUUCAGUAUUCACUAUUGAGUAACGACAGUAACUAUAUUGUUGGCAGGUACUUCGUCUACUGAGUUUUCUCAUUGCGGUUCGUGUAAUUAAUUCACUAUAAUACAUCUAUAUUCUAUAACCAUCUAGGUGUUUCUCUUGUUUUACGGUAUCCGUUAAGUCUUGGAUUAUAAAUACCGUUUAAACACUAGAACAAUAUUGACAUUGAAAUAAAGCAGCUCAAUAAUCGCAAGAAAAUAUUUUUUUGUAUUCUGUGUGCUGUGCGUAGAACGUUGGAAUUUUUCAUCAUCUCUAGAUUUUACCACGCGACCAAAUUUGAACUACUAUGGAGUCUUUCAAAAGAGUGCUUUCUAUACAGAGCCAUGUUGUUAGUGGAUAUGUGGGUAAUAAAUGCGCUGUGUUUCCAUUACAGAUAAUGGGUUUUGAAGUGGAUGCUAUAAAUUCUGUUCAAUUAUCAAACCAUACUGGAUAUAAAACUUAUUAUGGCCAAAUAUUAAAUGAAAGUGAUUUAUCGGAAUUAAUAACAGGUCUUGUUGAAAAUGAAUUGCAUAAUUAUUCACAUCUAUUAACUGGUUAUACUAGAUGUCCAAAGUUCUUAAAGAAAGUUGUGGAAGUUUAUAAAAUAUUGAAAAUGAAAAAUCCAGGGUUGAUAUAUGUUUGUGAUCCUGUAAUGGGUGAUAAUAAAGAAAUGUAUGUUCCAAAAGAAAUAUUAGAUGUCUAUAAGAAUGAAAUAAUACAUUUGACUGAUAUCCUUACACCGAAUGAAUAUGAAUUAGAGUUAUUAACUGGUAUAACUAUAACAACCCCUAAUGACAUUUAUAAGGCCAUGAAUAUAUUAUAUGCUCAGGGUUGUAAGACAGUUGUUGUGUCAUCUUCCAACAUAUUAUCAUCAAAUUCUGUUAUGAAGUGUAUUGGAAGAAAUUUUUCUUAUGAGGAAUAUGUAGAGUUAGAUAUUCCCAUCAUUGACCAAUCCUUUAUUGGAACUGGAGAUUUUUUUACUGCUUUGUUAUUGAUAUGGAUGAACUUAACUAAUAAUGACUUGAAACAUUCCAUCGAAAAAACCGUUGCAACUAUUCAAGCAGUAAUAAAACGUACCAUAAAAUAUACAAAUGAAAAUAGUUCAAAGGAUCCAAUAAGCAAUAAAGAAUUAAAACUAAUUCAGAGCCUGAGUGAUAUUCAAAACCCUGAGGUAACAAUAUUUGGUACAAUGAAUAAAGUUGGAUAAUUAUUUUUGAAUAAAUUUAUUUAUGUAUCACUAUAGCUUAUACAAAUAUUAUAGUUAUUGUUAACUUUUAGAAUAUAAUUUAAAGGACAACCUUCAUAACCCUAUAGUUAUGUUUGAGUUAAUACCUUAUAAUAAAACUACAUAUAGUUGAUAUUAGUUAAUGUACGAGAAUCUGAACUAUGAAAUAAAUUCAUGAGCUUAAAAUAAAAUGUACCUAUAAACUAUUGUGAAAAUUACCAAAUAGUAUUUACUAUUUUUGUAUUAUAUAAAUAUAUAAAUGUAUUGAAAAUAUAAUAUGUCUUCCAUUAUAUUAUGCAACUGUGAAUUCCAAAAGCUUCCAUUAAUAAUAAAUUGUAUUUAUUGUUUUUAAUCAGUUAAAUAAUUUUGUAUUUGAAUUAAAAGUUACUUGAUAGAGAAAAUAAAACUGUCUUAUUCAUAUACAGAAAUAUAUUAUA